Messenger RNA from Candoia aspera, 3351 nucleotides. RefSeq names its product mitochondrial genome maintenance exonuclease 1 (gene MGME1). The record is from RefSeq and is a predicted model, not a curated record. The transcript has 5 exons. Gene Ontology annotation, biological process: mitochondrial DNA replication. Bases 488 to 1495 code for a protein of 335 amino acids. NCBI's taxonomy places the organism in Eukaryota, Metazoa, Chordata, Lepidosauria, Squamata, Candoiidae. Gene Ontology annotation, molecular function: single-stranded DNA exodeoxyribonuclease activity. Gene Ontology annotation, cellular component: mitochondrion.
UCUUUCCUAAUUAUCCUUGGUAGGAAACGUCCCGCACCAGAAGGGAGAAAGAAGGAGAUCAUUUGUUACAGGCCACUGGCCUGUACUUAAGUUGGGAACAUGUUGAGUUCAGCUCAUCUUCUGAUAACUUCAUGGGGACGGGGGGCGUGCAGGGCUGUUUGAUUUGUUUUGGGAAGCGGCUUGCCGUUGCCUUCCUCCCGGGAAAACCCGCCGCUCGGCUAUUCUCUGCCGCGGCGCGUCUAUGAAAACUGCACACCUAGCCUGAGGGUUGCAGCGGAACUGAUCUGUCUUGGCGAGUGGAACUGAAUCGAGGCGGAUAAGCAGAAUCGGGGCGCUCGUACAGGAAGAGGGAUCGAGCCACGGCGGUGGAGAAAGGACGGCUUUUCUCCCUGGAAUAGAGAAGCAGCUUAAUAUGCCAGGGAAAUAGGAAGUGGAAGUGUUUCCUGAAGACAAAGAAUUGGAAUUGCACCAUUUGUAAAGUUGGAGUAUGGAGUCAUUCUAUCUGUUGUUUAGAAAAAGUAGAAGAUUGCCAGUAUUAUUAACAUUGCUGAGCGAGAAAAAACUUUUGCAUAGAUCCCUCACUAUUUCUUCCCCUUUUUAUAAGAAGAAAAGAACAGAGUAUGAAAACAUUGACCAAAAAAAAUACAGAAAUUUGAUCCAUUAUCUCACUUGGGGCAAGGACAGAUCUGACACAUCAGAGCCAUUUGAAGAAGACAGUGCAGGGUGUCAAUACAAGCUUCUAGCUCAUGAGACAGAAACAAAACUCCCUGAGACCUUGAUUCCUCUAAGGAAUCCUAGGAAGAGCUCUUGGCAUCAGAAAAUUGACCACGAGCUGCCCUUACAAAUCCAUUUGCAAAAGAAGGACUGGGCCAGCGUGACAUCUGUUCUGCAGCAGACAAUGCCUGUAGAACAGGCUUUUUACCUGGAGAAGUGGAAAGAGCAAAUGAUUCUGAAACUUGGGAAAGAAGGUUUUGAAGAAUACAUUAAAAAUACUUUUCAAAAAGGUAAGAGCUUUCAUGCAGCCAUGGAAGCCUUACUGUUAACUAAAGAAAAUUUUGUAAAGGAACAGAAAGAAGAUACCAGCAUCUCAAGCUACAUAAUGAGUGUAAAGCACGUGCUACAAGAUAUCACUGGAGUGAGAGCUCUUGAAAGUGCAGUACAGCACGAGGCCCUUCAUUACCAAGGCCUAGUGGAUUGCAUAGCAGAAUAUCGAGGAACAUUGUGCGUAAUUGACUGGAAAACUUCAGGGAAAUCAAAGCCAUUUCUUCAGAAUACGUAUGAUAAUCCACUACAAAUUGCAGCAUACAUAGGAGCAAUUAACCAUGAUAGCAACUAUGAUUUCCAGGUUAAUUGUGGACUCCUUGUGGUUGCCUACAAAGAUGGUUCUCCUGCACAUUCACAUUUUAUGGGCUUCGAGCUAUGCUCCCAGUACUGGAACAAGUGGCUGCUUCGCUUGGAAGAGUUUAAAGAGAAAGGGAAAAAUAGCACUGUGUAAAGCAUGUGUUGUAGUAAAUUAUAUUUAACUCCAUUGCUUUUCUUUCCUUCCAUUUUGGGGGGAGAGGCUGAUAGUAGUAAAGGAGGAAUUUUAACUAGCUGGUGGACAAAUGAUUUUGGAAAGAAAAUGACCAAGUACAGGUGAGGCUUCACCAUCCCUUCCAUUUGCUGAUUCUCCACUGCAAAUGCCCUUUGUUCUUGCCUCUGGAAAAAUAAUCCAUAGGUAAAAAUUUCAAAAUGAUUUUCAUUUCUGAUACGUGUUUUUAGCUGAUUGAAAGCGAAGGUUCUUGCCAGUCACAUUGGUAGCUACUGUUAUGAGGCAAAUACUUUGUGUGAUAUAGUAGUCUGCUCAAGAAAUAGACACAAUUUAUGCACUUCAUGCUAAAAGGAAAACAGACUGUCCGCCCCCCCUUGUUUUUUUUCCUUUGACUCUUGCUUCUGCAUUUUUCCUUCCAGAUCUGUCUGAAGCAAGUAGACUUUGGUAACAAGUCCAAAUAGUUUGAUCAUAACACUGAUUGACAUUCCAGAACAAAAUAAAAAUUUGGUUUCUGUAAGAUGAGAAGGCAAGUUGAUUACAAAGUAAGCAGAACGAAAAAAAGACAGGAUAAAGAAGUAUUGGUUUUGCAUGCUUGUCUUUGUUUCUCAAUUGACUGUUUCAACAUUUUAUGUUGGGGAUUACAAAAAAGUUAAGAAUUUAAGAGAAUAAUUAUCCAAUUCAUUUUAUAUUUCUCUAUUUUAUUACUUCUAGUUUUAUAUAAUAAUAUACUAUUUGUUGUGUAACAAAAGAGUUUAAAUGAAGAAAUAGGUUCAUGUAAAUAACUGAGUUCUAGAGAACUCCUUUUGGGGAAAUAUGUUUCAUUCUGAUAAGAGAGCUAUGUGUCUCCAAUAAAGUAAGGCUACAAAACCUUGGGAGAGAAAUAACUCAAAAGCUAAUUUCUGCCACAGAUGUCUAAAUCUUUAGAUUGGGUUCUCACACCACAUUAGAGUAGGUUAAACACGAUUCAGCAUAUUUAGGGAACCAAUCCAUUGUUUUCUGUGACCAUGCCAUCAAAUUAUGUCAUAAUAUGCUUCAUUUCUUUGGACAUAGCGUGUACUGAACACAGUAAUGUGUGUUGUUAAUCUAGGUUUAGUAGGCUGUGAUAACCAAGCCUUUAUGUAUUUAUCCAGUAUAAUCCGUUGCACUGUUACAGAUCCUCAUUUUUUCUAGGGGUUAUAUCUAUUGGAGAUGUCACUUUGUUUUGUAAAACAGCUAUCAGCUUUUUUGAAGUUUUCUGCAGAAAAGCACUUCCAGGAUGAACAUUACUGAUAUGCACAUACAAGUCCUCUUGGGUUGGGCCUGUGUAACCACAAUCUUCACAAACAUACAGUUUAUCUCUCCGUUGCUUGUAAGCAUAUUGUUGCUGUACCCCAUGGAUUUUUUUAAGGUGUGAUUCCAGAGAACAGCGUUGAGUAAAGGCUUUGUUGCAGAUCUCGCAUUUGUAUGGGCGAAUUCCUGCAAUGUAACAUUAGGGGUGUUAGAAAAUGGAUUUUAUAAAGAAUUAUUGGCAAUUAUAGCAAAAUAUAUAAUGUACAGAUAUUACAUUAGAAUGAGCAACUUAUACCUAUUUUACUUUAUAUACUCCUUUGCAAGUAAUAAACUAUCUCUAUCCUGAUGGCAAAAAAGUGAGGAGAAAGAGAAAAUGAUGGUUUUGCUUACUUCUGAUUUGGCCACUACUAGCAUGCCAUCUCCAAUAGAUUAAAUUUGACAGGAAAACAAUUAGCUAUCUAUGCCUUAUAUCAUUACAAACAGACUGUAUUAACACAACAUGCUUUAUCAAAAUGUUAUCAAAUUAAAUUAAAGUUAAAUGGUUAUCAAAA